ACGGAAAACACGUCGUCUUUGGCAAAGUCAUAAAGGGUAAAUCAGUAGUGCGUGCCAUUGAAAAUAAUCCAACUAUUUCUAAUGAUAAGCCUAUCAAGGAUGUCGAGAUUGUCGAUUGUGGAGAAUUGAAAGAAGAUGAAAAUAUUGAAACAACGGAGUCGGCCGACGGAGACAUUUACGAAGAUUGGCCUGAUGAUCAGCCUGAAAAGUCAGAGCCAAAAGAACUCCUUCAAAUUGCUAAGAAAGUAAAGGAGAUCGGCAAUGAUUAUUUCAAGAAAUCAGAUUAUAGCACUGCUUUCAAAAAGUAUGCGAAGGCUAUUCGUUAUUUAGAGGAAGUAGAUGAAACUUCAGAGCUCGAGGAUGAAGUUAAUGCGUUAAAAAUUCCGUGUUACCUUAAUAAGGCAGCUUGUGCGCUAAAAUUUCAAAGUUGGAAAGAUACGAUCGAGGCUACUAAUGCAGUGUUGGAAAUGAAACAAGAAGCUUUAUCAGUGACGGAUAAAACCAAAGCAUUAUAUAGACGCGGAUGCGCAAAAGUUGGGAUGAAAGACGAAGAGGAGGCCAUAAAAGAUUUAAAAGAAGCCACGCAGUUAA
Molecule: messenger RNA, 591 nt
Organism: Acaulospora morrowiae
Lineage: Eukaryota; Fungi; Glomeromycota; Glomeromycetes; Diversisporales; Acaulosporaceae
Source: the annotation of a GenBank genome assembly